UGGUCCUACAUGCACAUAGAAACUCCAUUUUUGAAAACAUUUCGUAGUCGUCCUGAAUUUUCGCUUUUUACGUCAUCGGUUUAACGUGUUUUUGGAUUUUUAAUUGUUCGGUUCGUUUGUCGUGAGAACGCAGCUUUUUUUUAAUGCUUCACCUGGUCGAUGUUGACAUGACUUCAACUGGGAGUAAACACUGACAACACCUGAGUCCUCUCAGCAGCUGAGAUGCCUUCUUAUGAAAAGAAGAAGAAGAAGAAGAAGAAGAAGAACAGUGUACCUGAGAGAUGGUUGGACUACGUUCCUAUAGGACAGAGGAUACCAGGGACUCGGUUCAUCACCUUCAAGGUGCCUUUGAAACCGUCUCUGAACUGCCAGGUCCCAGCAUCAGAAUCCUUCGGUCUCUGGGACCUGCUGGACUGUCUUGAGAGUCAGAACCAGGAGCUGGGUCUGAUCAUCGACCUCACCUUCACCACAAAGUACUACAGACUGACCGACGUCCCACAGUCCUGGUCUUACAUCAAGAUCCUCACUAAGGGUCACCAGGUUCCCUCUGACGCAGCCAUCCUGAGCUUCAAACGGGCAGUGAGACAGUUCCUGAAGGAGAACCAGGACAAUGACAAGCUGAUUGGAGUCCACUGCACCCAUGGCCUGAACCGCACCGGGUACCUGGUCUGCCGAUAUCUCAUAGACGUGGAUGGGAUGGAUCCUCUGAAAGCGGUGGAGCUCUUUAACUCCUGCAGAGGUCAUUGCAUCGAGAGGCAAAACUACCUCAAAGAUCUGCAGCGAGGUACCAAGAGGAGCAACAGCAGCAUCGAAGAGCCAGAGGAGGAGGCGGCCAAAGGGCUAGCCGUGGAGAGGCCGCCACAGACCGCAUCAGCUGGAGGGGAGAGACAACCAUCUGGUGAUGACCCUUCAGAGGAGAGUCAACCAGCUGAUGAGAAGCAACAGCCCGGUAACAGCCGUCGCCGUAGAAGUCGGCACAGAUGUAGAGCAGACCAGAGACCUCCAAAGGGUGGCCCCCUCCCCACAACCCCCUUACUCCCCACACCCCCUUUACUCCCCACACCCCCUUUACUCCCCACACCCCCUUUACUCCCCAAACCCCCUUUACUCCCAACCCCCCCCCCUCUUUCCUAUGUCUGGAGACCCCCCCAUCACCCUCCAGACCCGUCCCUUCCCUCGGUACAGCUCGAGUCAGCAGCAGGAAACAGUCAACGGAGACGAACAAACUUUAACUGAGUCUCUGCACAGUUGAAAAAGUGGUGCAAAUGGGGGGGGGGGGGGGGGGUGUAGAUGUCCAUGUUUAUUUUGAUAAAACUGCUGCUUACAGCUGAUUGGCUCAUCGGCUUCAUGUGGACCCGAUCACUUCUGUUCUGUCUUUGCCAAAACUAAAAGCUGUAAAAACAGCCACAGCAUCUCCACCCCCUGCUGAUCAGCUGAUUAUCAACUGACAGAUUCAGGGUCACACACGUUGAUUCACGUCACACCUGAAUGUCAUUGAGCAUAUUUUCCUGGUCUUUGCUGCUUCCUAACAACCGGCACAUGGUGGACAAAUUAAGCACGAUCAUUUAAAUCAAUGUGUUUGAUGAAAAAUGUCUGGAGCACACCUGAGAAUACACCUGAGAAUCUGGACAAAUCAGAUGUUAAUUCGUUUAACUGGAAUUAAAAUGAUUUUUUCUAAGGAUCAGAA
This is a messenger RNA of Seriola aureovittata, 1687 nucleotides long. Its product is annotated as RNA/RNP complex-1-interacting phosphatase-like. The transcript has 2 exons. Lineage: Eukaryota; Metazoa; Chordata; Actinopteri; Carangiformes; Carangidae. The record is from RefSeq and is a predicted model, not a curated record. Gene Ontology annotation, molecular function: protein tyrosine/serine/threonine phosphatase activity; polynucleotide 5'-phosphatase activity. Gene Ontology annotation, biological process: protein dephosphorylation. Bases 223 to 1236 code for a protein of 337 amino acids.